GAGAGGGGGUGUGAGGGGUGUUCAGUUCCGUGCAUGGUGGUGUAGGUCUUCACGCCUCGACUGACAUUCUGAAAGCGUCUUCAACAUCUUCAUGUGAAAUAAAAAUGUGGUGUGUUGAACAAACCCUGGAUCUUAUUACAAUAUUGACGCUUGUCUGCCAACUUCCCUUAACACGGGCAUCAGUUGUUGAGGUGAUGUACCCAAAGAAAGAGAUAAAACUGAUUGAGGGCAGCAGCAUAAAACUGAAUUGUACGGCAGUGUAUCAGCCGAAGAAUUGCACAACGCUGUCAGUCUACUGGUGCAGAAGAUUGGAGACGAAUCCGUGUCAGAGUCUAUCUGAACCAGACAGACAACUCAUCACUAUGAAUGAGACAGCUGACCCACAGAACAACAUACGAUACAGAGAUGUGAUGUUGGAGAUGUGGAAUAUAUCUGCAAAAGAUGCUGGGUUAUUUCAGUGCCAGGCCAACUGUGCGAAUUCAAGUGCUAACGGCCACUUCAUCACUCUGAACAUUGAUCGGACCUCAGCAGGAAGUACUCCAAAGCCAGCUAACUGCUGUGGGUCAAAACAGACUGACCUAAUAGUCCUAUUGGUGGCUACUGUGGCCACACUCUUCCUGUGGCUGGAGUGUCAGAGUGUGCCUUGAAGCUGCCUGACAGAGGGUCACAACGGAAGACUCCCAUGAAACUAAACAGCACUGUAUACAUCUUUAGUUAUGUACAGUUGCAUCUUACAAAAUUCAUGGUAAAGCUCAUUUUUUCAGUAAUAUAGCAUUGCAAAACUUUUGUAUAAUAUAGAUUCAUUACACAAAGUGAAUCAUGUCAAGACUUUUUUUGUUUGUUUUAAUCUUGAUUACGGUUUAUGGCAAAUAAGAUAGGCCUAUAUUAAAAUAAAGAAUUUACGAUGUAAAAAUGUUGACCAGAGAUAAGCUCUCACCAGCUAAUUAAGUAAGGCAAUGGUUUCCUGAGCCUUUAAUCUGUCUGGGCAGGACAAUAGACUCUUCAAUUAUAUUUUUAAUUUUUUAGAUGCAUUUGUAUGCCAUUUUAUGUUUCACAUAUACGAUCACAUUAGCACUGUUACCGUUAUUUGUUAGCUGCCUUUAAACAUCUAGUUUUACCUACGGGUUAUUUUUCCUGUGAAGUCCACCACACUGGCAUGUCAACUGUUGAAAGUGGAAACCUUUUCUUCACUUAUGAAUUUUAUGUGCAUGCCAUUUUACCUACAGUCAAAGCUGUCUCCCACAGUACAAUCAAUGUUGAAAUGUGAACAUGAUUGAUAAAUGCAAUGUUGUUUUCAUGCAAGAAUAAUUAAUAACUGCACAACCAUUAAUAA
Molecule: messenger RNA, 1333 nt
Organism: Sardina pilchardus (European sardine)
Lineage: Eukaryota; Metazoa; Chordata; Actinopteri; Clupeiformes; Clupeidae
Exons: 4
Coding region: 105-647 (180 amino acids)
Source: RefSeq, a predicted model, not a curated record